AUGCUGCAGAACCUCAAGGACAUCUCAGGCUCCGCUGUUCCGGUCCGAGUUGGUGGCACGACUGCAAACCAUGCGAUAUGGACACCAAACCAGAAAGAGGCAAUCAUUCAAAACUUCGCCACGCCUGGUGCAGACCAGCCUGCAAACGUGACGUGGGGACCAGCAUACCUCGAAUCCUUCAAAGUGUUCCCCAAAGGCACCAAGUACACCAUUGGCGUGACAUUUGACAGUGGCAAGAAGGGCGAGGAUGCCAGUGUCGCUGAAGCCACAGCGUUCUACAAGGGCAUGGAUAAAGACCUCUACGCCAUUGAGGUCGGAAACGAGUUCGAUGUCUUCCCUGUCAAUCGCAACACGACAACAUGGACAAUCAGUCAAUACGUCUCCGAAUGGCUCUCCCGGACCUCCGCCAUCGCAUCCCGCGUCCUGCCCAAGAACAAUCAAAGAUUCUUCCAAGCAGGCAUCUUCGUAACCCCAGGCACCAUCAGCGCAGACGUAUCUUGGACUGCGCAAGCGGCCAUCGACCUCGGCAUCGCAUCAACAGGCCUCGCAAAGACGUUCUGCACCCAUCAAUACUUUGGUGCGGCAUGCCGGCCCGUAAAGCCGACUCUCGCUGGCAACGUGAUGAACCGCACAGCCUUGAUACAGGGGAUGAACUACCACGCUGGCGCAGCUGCGUACUCCGUGUCGAAAGGGCUGCAAUAUGUUAUCGGUGAGACGAACUCGAUUGCUUGUCAAGGCUUGGCGGGUGCGUCUGAUGUCUUUGGUGCGGCGGUGUGGAGUGUGGACUAUGCGCUGUAUGCUGCGAGUUUGAAUGUGUCGAACAUGUAUUGGCAUAUGGGUACUGGGUAUCGGUACUCUGCGUGGCAGGCAACGCAAAAUGGUACAACGACUCCGGGUCCAAGGCCGCUGUAUUACGGAAACUGGCUCACAGCAACUGCACUUGGGGACUCGGAUGCGCAGGUUGUGUCCAUCGUAAACACAACGAGCCUUGCUGGGUACGCGAUUUACUCGAGCAAGCUUCAUCGUUCGAAGCUGAAGAGUGUGGUGUUGGUGAAUAUGGAAGUGUUUAAUUCGACUUCAACUCCUGCGACCCAAAGGCCUAGUGUGAGCUUUGCGCUUCCAGCGAAGCUCGGAGGCAAGAACUGCAAAGCAAGUGUAAGGCGUCUCACUGCAGCAGGUGCAGAAGUUCGAGAUGAAAUUGCAUUUGCUGGUCGCACCGUUGCCCUUGACGGGACGUUAAGUGGUCGUGAAUCGAAGGAGCGGGUAUCGAACGGUGUCGUGAAUGUGAGAGCGAGCGAAGCCGUUCUUGUGACAUUCAAUUAG
Macroventuria anomochaeta is the source of this 1323-nucleotide messenger RNA. Its product is annotated as glycoside hydrolase family 79 protein. Bases 1 to 1323 code for a protein of 440 amino acids. The transcript has 2 exons. The record is from RefSeq and is a predicted model, not a curated record. NCBI's taxonomy places the organism in Eukaryota, Fungi, Ascomycota, Dothideomycetes, Pleosporales, Didymellaceae.